AAUGGUACGACCCAUGUCCUAUAAAUAAACCCGAAUCGAGCGACGUUGGAAAAUCAUAAAAGUUAUCCUGAGACCAACGCCAAUUAAACGUUGACAACAUGGAGUGGACACCAAUGGAAAUCAACCCUGAGGUGCUGAACAAGUUAAUGAGUAAAGUCGGCGUGGGGGAGGACUGGCGUUUCGUGGACGUCCUCGGCUUGGAGGCCGAGCAGCUGUCUGCCGUCCCGAAGCCGUGUUGUGCCCUCAUGCUGCUCUUCCCCAUCACCAAGGAGCAUGACUCUUUCAGACAAAAGCAGGCAGAUAAAGUGAUUCAGGGCUCAGACGCUUACUUCCUGAAGCAGACUGCUACCAAUUCCUGCGGCACCAUCGCCCUGCUGCACGCGCUGGGAAACAACCAAAGCAAACUCACUUUCGAGAGUGCUUCCAUGUUGAAGAAGUUUCUGGAUGAAACUGCCAAGAUGUCUGCUGAUGACCGUGCCAAGCAUCUGGACAAAAACAAGGCAAUCCAUGAUGCUCACAAUGAGGUUGCUGCACAGGGCCAAUGUCGGCCAGAAGCAGAUAAGGUCAACUUCCACUUUAUUGCCUUUGUCAAUGUGAAUGGACAACUUCUUGAAUUUGACGGGAAGAUGAACGGCCCCCUCGACCACGGCGCCACCAAAGAUGAGACCCUUGUAACGGAUGCUGCCAAAGUGUGCCGAGGCUUUGUGGAGCGAGGACUCGGCGAAGUUCGCUUCUCCGCCGUGGCGCUGUGUCGUGGUUAAAUUAUGUAGACCAUAAACACUUAUCUGCAUUUUCUGGUCACUGUCACGCAAGUAUUGUGUUCACUCAAAACACACACGAGGUUAUACACACCCUAUUGUGAACCUUUAGCACAACAGUUCAAGACGAGCAGAAAGUGUUGCUUUCAAUCUCCUUAGAUGUGAACAAACAAAUCCCACUGCUGUUUUUUUUCUCCUUGUACUUUUUUGUUACGCUUGAAUGCUUUGCGGACCAAUGAGAAUGCAAAUAGGAGCUGAGUGGAAUGCAAAAAACAAACUUUUUUGACUGUUUAGAUGACUGCUGCUAAUUGGUUGAUCUGAUGUUCCUCACAGCCUUAAUGUAGCUUUAACAAUGCGUCUGUUUACAUCGAAGACUCAAUCUGAAGCAUAUCAAGAGUGUAAUUGAGUUGGUUUGCUUUACUUUGCACAGUUAGUUGUGUGUGUGUUGCAGUGUUAAUUGCACUGUUGGUGUGGCAGUUACUGACAAAUAAAAAGCUUUUGAUGUGUG
This is a messenger RNA of Syngnathus acus (greater pipefish), 1266 nucleotides long. RefSeq names its product ubiquitin carboxyl-terminal esterase L1 (ubiquitin thiolesterase) (gene uchl1). Gene Ontology annotation, biological process: ubiquitin-dependent protein catabolic process; protein deubiquitination. Lineage: Eukaryota; Metazoa; Chordata; Actinopteri; Syngnathiformes; Syngnathidae. The record is from RefSeq and is a predicted model, not a curated record. The transcript has 9 exons. Bases 99 to 761 code for a protein of 220 amino acids. Gene Ontology annotation, cellular component: cytoplasm. Gene Ontology annotation, molecular function: cysteine-type deubiquitinase activity.